AUGGCUCCUUCUUCGAAGCAACCCCCUCUUUUCAUCCCAUAUUCUCAACCAAUUCAUCGCCGAUCCAUCAUCAUGACUCGCUCCCACAAGUUCAACGACAAGGACCACUCUGGUCUCGCUGACGGCACCGCCGCUCCCCAGGAGCACCUGCCUCGUUUCUUCGCCAAGAGCGGGUACGUUGACGUCGACCCCAAGAAGACCAAGAAGAAUGGCGCUGGGAGAGGCAAUUGGGGAAACGUAGGUGAAGAGGCCCAUGACGAGGACUUCAACUUCACCAACGCUCGUCGCCGCUCGAACAGCCUUAGCUUCCCCAAUAGCCUGAACGACUUCAAGACCAAAUUUGACGUCAACGAGCCCGAGCCCGUCUUCGAAGAGAGCAUCCACGGCCCGGAUGAGGAGCUGGCUAAGACGGACACUUCCUCCAGUGUCUCGGUGGAAGAGGAGAAGGUCACCAAGGACGUCUAA
Messenger RNA from Phialemonium atrogriseum, 465 nucleotides. RefSeq lists its product as uncharacterized. The transcript has 4 exons. The record is from RefSeq and is a predicted model, not a curated record. NCBI's taxonomy places the organism in Eukaryota, Fungi, Ascomycota, Sordariomycetes, Cephalothecales, Cephalothecaceae. The coding region runs from base 1 to 465 and encodes 154 amino acids.